Phragmites australis (common reed) is the source of this 2499-nucleotide messenger RNA. RefSeq names its product ABC transporter G family member 25-like. The transcript has 3 exons. Gene Ontology annotation, cellular component: membrane. Gene Ontology annotation, molecular function: ABC-type transporter activity; ATP hydrolysis activity; ATP binding. The record is from RefSeq and is a predicted model, not a curated record. NCBI's taxonomy places the organism in Eukaryota, Viridiplantae, Streptophyta, Magnoliopsida, Poales, Poaceae. Bases 190 to 2103 code for a protein of 637 amino acids.
ACGAACUGCGCAUGCCACUCUCGAUUAGGCGCCACCUCUCGCAGAUUAGUGAUUCCGAGCUGUUCUUGCUGUUAGGGGUAUAGUUUGAUUUGUUCUUGCUCGGCUGAUCUUGUGAUUGGCUUGGCUAGUGCCAGCUCGUGAUCGAUCAAGGAGGCAGGCAAGCUCGAGCAUCGUCCGGCCGAUCCAUCAAUGCCUCCCAACGGGCAGGACGUGCACGGGAGCAGCGGGCUCACCGUGCCGGCCCCGACGGCGUCCUCCAAGAUGGACUGCUUCUUGACGACCGUCUGCACACCGCUCAAUCUCCAGUUCAUCGACGUCUCGUACCGCGUCAAGGUGGGGCUGUCAGCGGCAGCGAAGGCGCCGCCCGGCCGGAUAUCGCAUUCGGGUGGCGGUGGACCUGCGGGCGUCGCUUCAGCGGUGGAGGAGAGGACAAUACUCAAGGGGGUCACUGGCGAGGCGCGCCCGGGGGAGGUGCUCGCCGUUCUGGGCCCGUCCGGGAGCGGUAAGUCCACGCUGCUCUCCAUCCUCGGGGGCCGCCUUCCGGGGCGGCACGCAGGGACGGUCCUGGCGGGUGGCCGCCCGCCGUCACGCGGCGUGCAGCGGCGCACGGGCUUCGUGGCUCAGGACGACGUGUUGCACCCACACCUCACCGUUCGGGAGACGCUCGUCUUCUGCGCCAUGCUGCGCCUGCCGCGGGCCGCGACCGCCGCAGCCAAGGCCGCCGCCGCCGAGGCCGUCAUCGCCGAGCUGGGCCUCGCCGCUUGCGCCGACACCACCGUGGGCAACGCGUUCGUGCGCGGCGUGUCCGGCGGCGAGCGGAAGCGCGUCAGCAUCGGCCACGAGAUGCUCGUCAACCCGAGCCUGCUCAUCCUCGACGAGCCCACGUCCGGGCUCGACUCCACGGCGGCCGCGCGCCUCGUCGCCACGCUCUCGGCGCUGGCUCGCAAGGGCCGCACCGUGGUUCUGUCCGUGCACCAGCCGUCCAGCCGCGUGUACCGCAUGUUCGACUCGGUGCUGCUGCUCGCCGAGGGCAGCUGCCUCUACUACGGCGCCAGCCGUGACGCCAUGGACUACUUCGCCUCCGUCGGCUUCGCGCCGGGCUUCCACGUCAACCCGGCCGACUUCAUGCUCGACCUCGCAAAUGGCUUUGCUCAAUCAGAUUACAAUUGCGCAGCAGAAAGCGGCAACGUGAAGCAGUCGUUGAUCUCGUCUUACAACAAGGUGCUCGCCCCCAGGGUGAAGGCGUCCAUCAACGCCGGCGUCUCUGCGGAGCAUGCGCAGAACGGCAGUGGCGGCGAGCAGCUGCCGACGGAGAGCUGCAGCGGGUGCACGAGCUGGGGGAACCAGUUCGCGAUCCUGCUCCGGCGCAGCCUCAAGGAGCGGCGGCACGAGACGUUCACGUCGCUGCGCAUGUUCCAGAUCAUCGCGCCGGCGCUGGUGGCCGGUGCGAUGUGGUGGCGGUCGUCGCCGCUGGCGGUGCAGGACCGCCUGGGCCUGCUCUUCUUCGUGUCCAUCUUCUGGGGCGUCUUCGCGUCCUUCAACGCCGUGUUCACGUUCCCGCAGGAGCGGCCCGUUCUGGCCCGGGAGCGCGCGUCGGGCAUGUACGCGCUGUCGUCCUACUUCAUGUCGCGCAUGGCCGGCGACCUGCCCAUGGAGCUGGCGCUGCCCACGGCGUUCACGGUGGUCGUGUACCUCAUGGCCGGGCUGAACCCGACGCCCGCCGCGUUCGCGCUCACCAUGGCGGUGAUCCUGUCGUACGUGCUGGUCGCCGAGGGGCUCGGGCUCGCCGUGGGCGCCGUGAUGAUGGACGCAAAGCGCGCAUCGACGCUGGUGACGGUGAUCAUGCUGGCGUACCUCCUCACCGGCGGGUUCUACGUGCACAACGUGCCGGGGUUCAUGGUGUGGGCCAAGUACACCUCCUUCACCUACUACUGCUACCGCUUGCUCAUCUCCGUGCAGUACGGCGGGAACCUGAGCCGGCUGCUCCCGGCGGAGGUCGUGGAAGGCGAGGCCGGGCCGGGGGCCUGCGUCGCCGCGCUCGUCGCCAUGUUCUUCGGCUACCGGCUGCUGGCAUACCUCGCGCUGCGCCGCGUCAGGACGUGAUCACCGCGCGCGCCCUGCCCCGGUGCACGUCAGUUAGCUAGCUAGCUAGGUGUCCAUUAACUACUCCGGCCGGCCGGUAUAAUGAAAGGCUCCGACGCGCGAACGGUGAAGUGAUCCGUGGCGCCGGCGAGCGAGCGGGGGCGUCGGAGGAGAUGACUCGAUCCGAUGACGCGGUUGUUGUUGGCGUGGCGAUCGACGAGGUCGUUUUCUUCUCUUGCGAUUUUCUUUUCUUCCCUAAAUUUGGUGGUCUCUGCUCGACCGAUCGCGAUGCCUUCUCCCAAGUGUUCCAUUAAGAUCCUGGGGUGUAAGAGUUGUGAGAGCUGAUUUGGGUAUCUUGGUCCGAUUAUUAUGUGAUUGAUUAAAAUUGAAAUGAAUGUAUUAAGCCGAUUCCAAGAA